AUGAGGUCUGUUCUCAUUGCUUCUCUCUCUAUCGGAUUCGCGUCUGCGUCGCCUUGGGGAAGAGGGGGACAUAAUUGGAAUGGGCACCAUGGGUCGAACAAGCUGAACGUCCAAGUGGGCGAUAGACCAUAUUACUUGGUCAAUGAUAUGGAUAAUGGUCCUCUAAAAGAGAAGCUCCAGUCAUGCUCUGAAGGCCCGUUCUCUGCUACGGAAUUCACGAUUGCCCAUCGUGGUGCCUCCCUUCAAUUCCCAGAGGAGACCUUCGAAGCGUGGACCGCUGCUGCCCGGCAAGGUGCGGGAGUCCUCGAAUGCGACGUCGCGUUCACUCAGGAUAAACAGCUUGUCUGCCGGCAUGACCAGUGCGACUUGCACUACACCACGAAUAUCCUCGCCACCCCUCUAGCAGCGAAAUGCACCACACCUUUCACCCCUGCAUCCGGUAGUACGUCCGCCUCCGCGAAAUGCUGCACCAGCGAUAUCACCCUUGCGGAAUUCAAGUCCCUCUGCGGCAAAAUGGAAGGCCAAAACGUCAAUGCCACCACCGUCGCUGAGUACAUCGACGGCACUCCCGACUUCCGCACCGACGUCUACGCCACCUGCGGCACCGUCGCCUCCCAUAAAGAAUAUAUCGAAUUCACCGACAGCCUUGGCCUGAAAUUCACCCCGGAACUCAAGACCCCGGGCGUGCCGAUGCCGUUCGGCACCCCCGACUACACGCAAGCCGCCUACGCGCAACAGCUGAUCGACGAGUACAAAGCGGCCGGCAUCGACCCUAAGCGCGUCUACCCGCAGAGCUUCCUCGUCGACGACGUGUACUACUGGAUCCAACACGAGCCCAACUACGGCAAGCAGGCCGUCUACCUGACCGAGCCAACCAUCGACCCCGCGGGCUUCGACGCCGCGGUCGCAAACCUGACAACGUACCGUGAGAAUGGGGUGAACAUCAUCGCGCCGUCGAUUGCGGGACUUCUGGCGCUGGAUGCGGAGGGCAAAAUCGUGCCGUCGAGCUACGCGAAGGAGUCGAAGCGGCUGGGGAUGGAGAUCAUCACGUGGAGCUUUGACCGGUCGGGCCCGGUGGCGACGUGGGAGGCUGAUGAGUAUUAUUACAGCACAGUGAUACCGGCGAUGAAGAAGGAUGGGGAUCUGUAUACGGUGCUGGAUGUGCUGGCGAGGCAGGUGGGGGUGAGCAAGGUGUUUUCGGACUGGCCGGCGUCGGUGACGUAUUAUGCCAAUUGCUUUAGACUAUAG
Messenger RNA from Eremomyces bilateralis CBS 781.70, 1248 nucleotides. RefSeq names its product PLC-like phosphodiesterase. The record is from RefSeq and is a predicted model, not a curated record. Lineage: Eukaryota; Fungi; Ascomycota; Dothideomycetes; Eremomycetales; Eremomycetaceae. The transcript has 2 exons. Gene Ontology annotation, biological process: lipid metabolic process. Bases 1 to 1248 code for a protein of 415 amino acids. Gene Ontology annotation, molecular function: glycerophosphodiester phosphodiesterase activity.